CUCUUCAUUAUGUCUGUGAUGACUCACUUUGUCUACUUUCUGUUUCUUCUAGAUAAGUCUCUUUCUCUUCUUACUUAACCUUUGUGUAUAAUAAAAAGAAAGACUUUCUUUUGUGUUUAGCUUGAAAUUUCUAGUACAUUAUUGGUCAGUUGCUCUUUCUGCUUUCUCAGUUCCAACUCUAUAAUUUCAAAGUAAUCACUUCACUUUUCUGUUUGGAAGUGGAAUUUCAGGCUAGCUAAAUAUAGUCUGUGAAUUUACUCUUCUUUGCUCUGAUUUUCUAGUACUACCAUUUUUAUGUGUCAUAAUUUCCUUUGAAGCUCUACAACAUAUGUUCUUCCUCAUGUAUUCCUGUGUUAAAAGAGGAUUUCAUGACCAAAAAAUCUUGUCUUUUUCCUUUUCUGUAUCUCAGUUUUUGUAUAAUAUCUAGCUCUAUUUUGCUAUAGUUCGAUUCUGGACUCUUUCUUGUUCAUAAUUAUAGUAUUGAUUUAGUUUCUGCUGACUCUCAAUCUUGUAGCUAGAGCUCACUUGGCUAUAGAAAAGAACUUUCUUUAUUUUUAACGCGAUUUCAGCUUACUGAGGACAUGGCCCUUGAUAGGAGGGUAUGAAGGUCGAAGAUUAGGGCGGAAGGGUAACAGGUCGUAGUUUGUUUUUUUGAACCGUUUCGGGUUUAUUUAGGGCAAGUCUGCUAGUACCUUGUUGUUGUGUCUUAGAGUGCUAGUAUUAGGGUGGGUUUUAGUACUAUCUUCCUCUUCGGUUUUAGUACCUUGCCUUUGUUACUGCUUCGCUAUUGCUAUUGUUAUUGCUUUCUACCAUCUGUUUUUUCCUAUUCAUACAUUGUUGGUUUCAUUUUCCUGGCUUGUUGUUGAUAUUUACCUGGUUCUAUUCUUUCUCUCAAGCUGAGGGUCUUUCAUAAACAACCUCUCUACUUCCCUAGGUUAGGGUAAGGUCUGCGUACACAUUACCCUCCCCAUACCCCACUUGUGACAUUUGGGGUAUUAUGUCUUUUGCUUAUUGGCAAAAUGGGAUCUUUUGCUUUUUCUAAGUCAUUUGGGGUAUUAUGUCUUGUAACUUUGUUAAUGGUUUCCAUAUUGCAUUUAGUUAGUGGGAUUGGUGCCAAUUGGGGAACUCAAUCAACACACAAUUUGCCUCCUGAGAUAGUAGUCAAAAUGCUAAAGGACAAUGGGUUCCAAAAAGUUAAGCUUUUUGAUGCUGAUUAUGACACACUUAAAGCUUUGGGCAACUCUGGCAUUGAAGUUAUGGUUGGUAUUCCUAAUGACAUGCUUACAACCUUAGGCAGCUUGAAAGCUGCUGAGAAAUGGGUUUCCAAGAAUGUUUCUGUCCACCUUUCUCACAACAAUGUGAACAUCAGGUACGUUGCAGUUGGAAAUGAGCCUUUCUUGGAAACAUAUAAUGGAAGUUAUCUAAGAACAACAUUUCCUGCUCUACAAAAUGUCCAAACUGCACUCGUAAAGGCUGGCCAUGGUAAUCAAGUGAAGGUCACCGUCCCCCUCAAUGCCGAUGUUUAUGAGAGUGCUAGUAGCUUGCCAUCAGGCGGUGAUUUUCGAGCAGAUAUCCAUAACUUUGUGAUCCAAAUAGUCAAGUUCUUAAGCGAUAAUGGUUGCCCUUUUACUAUCAAUAUCUACCCAUUCAUAAGCCUCUAUAUGGAUUCCAACUUUCCAGUUGAAUAUGCAUUCUUUGAUGGAAAUGCAACACCUCUAAACGAUGGCGGGAUAAUCUACACCAACAUGUUUGAUGCAAAUCAUGACACUCUAGUGUGGGCUUUAAAGAAGAAUGGGUUCGGGAACUUACCUAUUAUAGUCGGAGAAAUUGGUUGGCCCACAGAUGGGGACCGCAAUGCUAACCUACAAUUAGCGCAGCGUUUCAACCAAGGGUUCAUGGCUCAUAUAUCAGAAGGAAAAGGCACCCCUAUGAGGCCUGGUCCUGUUGAUGCCUAUCUGUUUAGUUUAAUUGAUGAGGAUGCAAAAAGCAUCCAGCCUGGGAAUUUCGAACGUCACUGGGGAAUAUUCGCCUAUGAUGGGCGACCAAAAUACUCACUAAACCUUGGCACCACAAAUUCAGGAUCUUUAGUUCCAGCUAGUAAUGUGAAGUAUUUGGAAAGGAAAUGGUGUGUGCUCAAGCCUGACGCUAAGCUUGAUGACCCCCAGAUUGCGCCUAGUGUGAGUUAUGCUUGCGCGCGUGCUGAUUGCACAAGCCUUGGUUAUGGGACAUCGUGUGGAGGCCUGGAUGCGCGAGGAAACGUUUCAUAUGCAUUCAACAGCUACUAUCAGAUAAACAAUCAGCUCGACGUUGCCUGCAAGUUCUCAGGGCUUGGGACAAUCACAAAGUCGGAUCCAUCUACGCCAAGUUGCAAGUUUGGGAUCACGAUCGAACCAUACUAUGGAGGUGCAGAACAAAAAUUUGUCUAUACAAGGUUGUUAUUGUCUCUGAUUCUCUUGCUAUGGACAAUUUUGUGACGUUCUACACUUCUUUUUUCUAGUUAUCUAAUUUGUUUAUAAAAAUAGUUGUUACCCUGCAAUGUACCAUACGUUAGUGAUUUGUCUUCUUUAGAAGCUCUUUGCAUGAGGAACAUAAUGUUUGCUUCUUUAGGAGCUCAUUUCAUAUUGGAUUUAACUUAUA
Nicotiana attenuata is the source of this 2637-nucleotide messenger RNA. RefSeq names its product glucan endo-1,3-beta-glucosidase 6. The record is from RefSeq and is a predicted model, not a curated record. Gene Ontology annotation, molecular function: hydrolase activity, hydrolyzing O-glycosyl compounds. Gene Ontology annotation, biological process: carbohydrate metabolic process. The transcript has 2 exons. The coding region runs from base 1020 to 2474 and encodes 484 amino acids. NCBI's taxonomy places the organism in Eukaryota, Viridiplantae, Streptophyta, Magnoliopsida, Solanales, Solanaceae. Gene Ontology annotation, cellular component: plasma membrane.